AUUGGCUACCGGAGCAGGAGCCGUGAGUGGGCGGGGCUUGAGCUUCACGGAGAUUCUGGGAAGGCGAAAUGGAGGGGAGUGUGUCUAACGUAAUGGUCUGCAACCUGGCCUACACCGGAAAGCUGGAUGAGUUGAAGGAGAGCAUUUUGGCCGAUAAAUCUCUAGCUACUAGGACCGAUCAGGACAGCAGAACAGCAUUGCACUGGGCAUGCUCCGCUGGUCAUACAGAAAUUGUUGAAUUCUUGCUGGGACUUGGCGUGCCAGUGAAUGAUAAAGACGACGCAGGCUGGUCUCCUCUUCAUAUUGCUGCUUCUGCUGGCCGGGAUGAGAUUGUAAAAGCCCUUCUGGUGAAAGGCGCACAAGUGAAUGCUGUCAACCAAAAUGGCUGCACUCCCCUCCAUUAUGCAGCUUCAAAAAAUAGGCAUGAGAUUGCUGCCAUGUUACUAGAAGGUGGGGCUGAUCCAGAUGCUAAGGACCAUUAUGAGGCUACAGCAAUGCACCGGGCAGCAGCCAAGGGUAACUUGAAGAUGGUUCAUAUUCUUCUGUUCUACAAAGCAUCCACAAACAUCCAAGACACUGAGGGUAACACUCCUCUACACUUAGCCUGUGAUGAGGAGAGAGUGGAAGAAGCAAAAUUACUGGUGACCCAAGGAGCAAGUAUUUACAUUGAGAAUAAAGAAGAAAAGACACCCCUUCAAGUGGCCAAGGGUGGCCUGGGUUUACUACUCAAGAGAAUUGUAGAAAGUUAAGCAGUUUGGAUUUAUUCUUUAUAUGUUUUGUUGUCCUCUCUGUCCUGGAAACUAUUGUGUUGUGCACAAGGCAUCUUGAACUAAUGAACAUGUGUUCUCACCUCCAUAAUCUUAGAACAUGUUGUAUCGCUCCUGCUGAAGUACCUGUUCUAAGCUUCCCACCCACUUUUAAGGCAUCGGAAAACUGCUGGGAUUGUUCUAUUGGUGUCAUUUAUUGUUCUCCAUUAAAUCUUGAUUAAUAUGGAGUGUGUGGUCCUGUGGCUUUUAUGAGUCUCGAGCACCCUCCCAUCUAUCUGCUGUCCUGCUGUGGAACCAAACAAGUUCAGAAACAGGCAGCCAGUUGUUUUGUCUAGGUGGGUUCUACACAGGUGAAACAAAUCCUGACUUGUUUCUCAAGUUCAUGCAGAGACCUUUGCCAGAUUUCUCUUUUUUUCAACUAUGAGUUUAAUUUAUUUUUGUUACAGGGGAAGUCGUGUAUUUUAGUGGACCAAAUUUUAAGUUGAAGUGUAUGUUCCUUGAAGGAAAUACACUAUGUGCCAUGUACUUUUUUGACUAGCCAUUUUCCUCCAAAAUGAGACAACGGUUUUUUCAAAGAAAUAAGUGUCUAUAUUGACUCAUCUUGUAUUGAAAAGAAUUGUCAAGCUUAUUAAAGUGAUAUAUAGCAAGAUAUAUUUUGAUUUGUAUUUCAUGUACUACAAACUUAUAUUUCAAGUACUACAACCAAUAAACUGUUGAAAGAA
Myodes glareolus (Bank vole) is the source of this 1489-nucleotide messenger RNA. It is a transcript of the gene Psmd10, whose product is annotated as proteasome 26S subunit, non-ATPase 10. Gene Ontology annotation, biological process: protein K6-linked ubiquitination. Gene Ontology annotation, molecular function: protein binding; ubiquitin-protein transferase activity. NCBI's taxonomy places the organism in Eukaryota, Metazoa, Chordata, Mammalia, Rodentia, Cricetidae. The record is from RefSeq and is a predicted model, not a curated record. Gene Ontology annotation, cellular component: BRCA1-A complex; BRCA1-BARD1 complex.